This is a messenger RNA of Diachasmimorpha longicaudata, 2333 nucleotides long. RefSeq lists its product as uncharacterized. Bases 283 to 2148 code for a protein of 621 amino acids. The record is from RefSeq and is a predicted model, not a curated record. NCBI's taxonomy places the organism in Eukaryota, Metazoa, Arthropoda, Insecta, Hymenoptera, Braconidae. The transcript is spliced from 6 exons. Gene Ontology annotation, molecular function: RNA binding; calcium ion binding.
CAAUUAUUUAUACAAUAACACGCGGCUUAAAUCGUCCAGGGUUUGUUAUAUAUGAUUCGGUCGAAAACUAGGGCAAAACGGAAGCAUUAGCAUCAAUCAGAAGGGACCGGGUAAUCCGUUGGAGGUUGGAGCACAUCCGCAAUUACCCUUCGACAGUUGCUCUUGCAUACAUAAACUCGAAAAUAAUUGACUCCCUAACCUCCAGGGAAACUAUAAACAAUCAUCUCGUCAACAAUUGAAAUGUCAACCGGGUUAAUUUAAUUACAAAGAAUUAAAAUAACAAUGGAUAAAUAUCCUGAGAUUGUAGUGCGUUUGGCAGUGGAGCGCAUUGACGCGAAUUUAUUCGCACCAGUUCGUGUUCCGUUGAAGUUCUAUACUCCAGGAGAAGAGGUCUCCGAUCAAACGGACUAUCUCAGAGGUCAUGGAACUUACGUCGAUGAUGAUGGGUGUCUGAGGGCAUCUGUUGCUGGUGUUCUGGAGAAAGUUAAUAAACUCAUCUCAAUUAGGCCCCUCAAAACUCGCUAUCAAGGAGAAAUAGGGGAUGUUGUGGUUGGUAGGAUAAGUGAGGUGCAACAAAGUCGAUGGAAAGUCGAUACGAAUUCUAAAAUGGAUUCUGUCCUCUUGUUGUCCAGUGUCAAUCUCCCGGGGGGUGAAUUAAGGCGACGUUCAGCAGAGGAUGAACAAACCAUGCGGAGAUAUCUCCAAGAAGGGGAUUUAAUCUGCGCCGAAGUUCAAAGCACUUAUGCUGACGGCUCCCUAUCCCUCCACACACGUGUCCUGAAAUAUGGAAAAUUAUCCCAAGGAAUGAUGAUCAAGGUGCCGCCUGCCUUGAUUAAACGAAAGAAAACCCAUUUCCAUCACUUGCCCAAUGGUGCCACUCUCAUUCUGGGGAACAACGGCUACGUGUGGAUCGGAGCAAGCUCCCAGAGCACUGAUCGCUCCGAGGGUGGAUUUACUCAGGAUUUAACACGUGUCAGCCAAGAGGACAGGGAAGUCUGCGCAAGAUUACGGAAUUGUGUAUUAAUACUCUCUCACUGCAACAUCUUGCUCACGGAUACUUCGGUGACAUAUGCCUAUGAAGAAUCCUGGAAGUACACUUGCAGUCAAUUACUCCAGCCGGAAGCGAUUGGCAGCGAAAUGGACGCUUGUUUUGCCGCGUUUGAUAGGGACGGCGAUGGUUUUUUAUCAAUCAGUGAAUUUGAACUUAUUUGCCGUGCAUUAUUCAGAAAUGAUAGAGGAAAAAUUUAUGGAGUUGAGGAGAAGCAGCUGCGUGAAAUUUUCGAUAUAUUCGAUUCUAAAAAGGACGGAUUGCUUGAUCUUCAAGAGUUCGAGGUGUGCUGGAAUCGUUGGAUAAAGGUCUGCACGCGACCGAGGUGUGCCUUUCUCAUUGUUGAUGUACAAAAUGAUUUUAUAUCCGGUUCUUUGAAUAUAAAGCAAUGUGCGGCAAAACACGACGGCUCUGAGGUGAUUGAACCAAUCAAUCAUUUGCUGAAUACAGUGACAUUCGAUGCGGUAUUUUAUUCACUUGAUUGGCAUCCGGUUGAUCAUGUGUCCUUCAUCGACAAUUUGCACAUGCGGGAAGUAGACGAAUCUAGUCCUGUACCCAAGGAGGAAGCAAAAGUAUAUGACAGCGUCACCUUCAAGGGUCCCCCGCCGUUGAAGCAGAGAUUAUGGCCCCGCCACUGUGUCCAAGACUCCUGGGGGGCAGAGCUCCACAAAGACCUGAAGAUUGUCGAGCACGCGAUAAAGAUCUACAAAGGGACAAACCCAGAAGUCGACUCGUACUCGGUAUUCUGGGAUAAUAAGAAGCUCACCGAGACUACUCUCUCGACCCAACUUCAGGACAAGGGAGCCACAGACAUCUACAUCUGCGGUCUAGCCUAUGACGUUUGCGUUGGUGCAACAGCAGUGGAUGCACUCACCAGUGGUUAUCGUACAAUUUUAAUCGAUGAUUGCAGUCGUGGUGUGGAUCUCGUUGACAUCGAGAAAACUAAAGCCAUGGUAAUCGCCAGCAACGGCGUCAUCGUCACCUCGAGGCAAGUGAAGGCGAUGGUCGAGGGGCGCGAUCGCAGGCCCGAACUCGGCUACAAACUUGCCCUGGAAAUCAAGCAGUCGCUCAGAUCGUCAAGUAACAAUAAUAGAAAAUAAAUACAACUAAGUCUUCAACAUUAUUUAGUCGUAUCUCAAUUGAAUCUGCAGUCGGUGUAUAUAAUAUAACAAAUUAGAAGAUAUGUAAUAUUAUUUAUGCACCUCAGGAUUUCCUUCCAAGUUGUUAUAUAUGUGAGAAACAUAAUUUGUUAGUUCAAGUUCAAAAUAAAUAUUACUUGAAUAUU